Gongylonema pulchrum is the source of this 729-nucleotide messenger RNA. The record is from the annotation of a GenBank genome assembly. NCBI's taxonomy places the organism in Eukaryota, Metazoa, Nematoda, Chromadorea, Rhabditida, Gongylonematidae.
AUUGUUUUUGCCGCCGCUGCAUUUUCAUCGGAAGGUUGCGGCAAAGACCGGAAUUGCUGGUUCCAGCCAUCUGGCUGUGAAAAGAUGCUAAUUGAAACGUGUACGGGUUCGGUGCAGUGGGCAGUGCAUGAGGAUGGGGUGCAGUUCGAGUUGCAAACAACGACGCGUGGUCUGGACCCCGACAAGCCGAGUUAUGCCGCUUUAGGUAUCAGCAAAGACAUGCAUAUGGGUGACGAUUCAGUAGUGGAAUGCGUGAUCGGCGUAGAUGGCGUGGGACGAGCUUACGCAUCUGAAGUGAUGCUAACAGAUAUUGAAUCAUUUUUGGAAGAUGGGCAUAUAACUUGCCGUAUGAAGUGGUUAUUCGACAAUCGUCUACAAGUUCAAGAAGAAGAUCAGUUCAAGGUGUUCGCGUUGGAAUUCGGCAGCUGGCAUCUGCUCUUCGCGAAGGGGAAUGCCGAUAAAUGGAGCUUCGAGAAAGAAAUUCACUCGGUGAACGAUGGAUCGCUAUUUCCGUGGACCGCAGUUCAGCGCAUCAGUUUUUGUCGCGAAAAUUGCACGGCCGUAAGCGAUGCGACGAUUGGCCAAGUUGUAAUCGACGAAAUGAAGCAAACUGAUGUCAGCAGAUACUGGCGGUACCGAUUUGCCGUCAUACACGGUCUGACGCUUUCUAAUUUAUUCCAUUCCUCUGUUUCACUCCUUACACAUUUAUAUUUGGUAAGUGGGGUAUAA